Anguilla anguilla (European eel) is the source of this 6589-nucleotide messenger RNA. RefSeq lists its product as uncharacterized. Gene Ontology annotation, biological process: cellular response to lipopolysaccharide; negative regulation of T cell proliferation; positive regulation of T cell proliferation. Gene Ontology annotation, cellular component: external side of plasma membrane. Bases 295 to 4299 code for a protein of 1334 amino acids. The record is from RefSeq and is a predicted model, not a curated record. NCBI's taxonomy places the organism in Eukaryota, Metazoa, Chordata, Actinopteri, Anguilliformes, Anguillidae. The transcript has 14 exons.
GCCUACCACGCCUUCAAAAUGGUGAAUAGGAAAACUGUGCAUUUUUGAUUCGCAAUAACAAAGCUACCGAAAACUUUGAACGCUAAAAAAUUAGCUAUAACGGAGUUUUCAAUUCCUUUUAGUUAUAUCGGGCACGGAUAGGCAUCAGCAGUCUAAUAGCAUGAAGAACUGCGUAUCGAAGUUAACUUUAGCCAGACAUGCGAGCUGGCCACGGAGAAAAGACGUCUGAUUUACUGGAGAGAGUUUAAAUGAGGGAAUUUUCACGUAAUACUAUUACUAAUAGUUUUAAAUCAGAUGUCUCAUUCCCAGCCGGAAAUAAGAUGUGCAAGUUUUUGCGUCCUGUUGGCCCUGCUGGCAGCAUCUCCAGUCUACUCUGACCCCAUGUUUGUGAACAUCGGCCAUUCCCUCACUCUCCGCUGCCAUGGAGACCCCAGCAGGGAUGUGAUGUGGCGCUUUAAGCAGCAUGAGUAUCCUGACUGGCUGGAUGUGGCUGUACUCGUCACCGGAUCAUUUUCCCCUGGAAAUGGCUUCAAGGGACGGGUGAAAUCCUUCCACUUAAAAGAGCCGGGAAACUACAGCCUCCUCCUCGGUCCUGUGGUGUACAGUGACCUCGGUAUCUACAAAUGCCAGUACAAGAAUAAGACCAUUCUUUCAGAUGUGAAACUAGAAAUUAGAGUCCCAUCAAAUGUUUCCGUAGCGAUGGGAAUGUCCGCCAGUCUUCCUUGUUUUGGGAAAAUUAAUAUACAAGCACGUGUUGUUGAUCUGGAUUUCCUCUGGAAGAGAGGUGGAGAGAACGUUUACCAGCUCCUUCAGAACACCACCACAUAUGGGCCCAGGUUCGAGAACAGAGCUUCAGUUUCCCCAGAACAAGCCCUCUAUGGAAACAUGUCUUUAACCAUCAGACAGGCACGGUUUUCAGAUGAAGGCGACUACCAGUGCUUCUACAACAGUCCGAAAGAGAGGGGGAAUCCAGAUUCUGCCAGUCUGGUUGUGACAGGCCACCCACCCCAGAACCUCACAGUGAAGGCCGGUGGUUUGCUCUCCAUACCGCUCUAUACCGCAGACCCAGUGAGGGUAACAUUCAGUGCCCUUGGUUCAGAUGAAGUGAUGAUGCUCGAUGCAAAUAAAGGCUCAGCUAGGUAUGGGGAGCGUUGUGCUCAGAGAUGUGAGCUUCUGGCCCAGAACCACACCCUUUUGCUGAGGAGUGUGACACGGGAGGAUGCCGGAGUCUACAAGGUGACCGAUCCUGAGACCAACAGGACCAUCGGCUCAGUCUCUCUGGAAGUCUCAGCCCUGCUGGCAGCAUCUCCUGUCUACUCUGACCGCAUGUUUGUGAACAUCGGCCGUUCCCUCACUCUCCCCUGCCAUGGAGCCCCCAGCAGGGAUGUGGAGUGGCGGUUUCAGCAGUAUGAGUAUCCUGACUGGCUGGUUGUGGCUGAUCUCUACACCGGAUCCUUUUCCUCUGGAAACGGUUUCCAGGGACGGGUGGAAUCCUUCUACUUAAAAGAUCCAGGAAACUACAGCCUCCUCCUCAGUCCUGUGGUGUACAGUGACCUCGGCAUUUACAAAUGCCAGUACAAGAAUAAGACCAUUCUUUCAGAUGUGAAACUAGAAAUUAGAGUCCCAUCAAAUGUUUCCGUAGCGAUGGGAAUGUCCGCCAGUCUUCCUUGUUUUGCGAAAAUUAAUACACAAGCGCGUGCUGAUAAUCUGGAUAUCCUCUGGAAGAGAGGUGGAGAGAACGUUUACCAGCUCCUUAAGAACACCAUCGCAUAUGGGCCCGGGUUCGAGAACAGAGCUUCAGUUUCCCCAGAACAAGCCGUCUAUGGAAACAUGUCUUUAACCAUCAGACAGACACGGUUUUCAGAUGAAGGCGACUACCAGUGCUUCUACAACAGUCCGAAAGAGAGGGGGAAUCCAGAUUCUGCCAGUCUGGUUGUGACAGGCCACCCACCCCAGACCCUCACAGUGAAGGCCGGUGGUUUGCUCUCCAUACCGCUCUAUACCACAGACCCAGUGAGGGUAACAUUCAGUGCAGGCUUUGGUUCAGAUGAGGUGCUGAUGCUCGAUGCAGAUAAUAAAGGUCCAGCCAGGUAUGGGGAGCGUUGUGCUCAGAGAUGUGAGCUUCUGGCCCAGAACUACACCCUUUUGCUGAGGAGUGUGACACUGGAGGAUGCCGGAGUCUACAAGGUGACCGAUCCUGAGACUAAGAAGACCAUCAGCUCUGUCUCUCUGGAAGUCUCAGCCCUGCUGGCAGCAUCUCCAGUCUACUCUGACCACAUGUUUGUGAACAUCGGCCGUUCCCUCACUCUCCCCUGCCGUGGAGACCCCAGCAGGGAUGUGGAGUGGCGCUUUCAGCAGUAUGGGUAUCCUGACUGGCUGUGCGUGGCUGAACUCUACACCGGAUCCUUUUCCGCUGGGAACGGCUUCCAUGGACGGGUGGAAUCCUUCUACUUAAAAGAUCCGGGAAACUACAGCCUCCUCCUCAGUCCUGUGGUGUACAGUGACCUCGGCAUUUACAAAUGCCAGUACAGGGAUGAGACUGAGAUCGUUCUUUCAGAUGUGAAACUAGAAAUUAGAGAACCAUCAAAUGUUUCCGUAGCGAUGGGAAUGUCCGCCAGUCUUCCUUGUUUUGGGAAAAUUAAUAUGCAAUCGCGUGCUGAUGAUCUGGAUAUUCUCUGGAAGAGAGGUGGAGAGAACGUUUACCAGCUCCUUAAGAACACCAUCACAUAUGGGCCCGGGUUCGAGAACAGAGCUUCAGUUUCCCCAGAACAAGCCAUCUAUGGAAACCUGUCUUUAACCAUCAGACAGACACGGUUUUCAGAUGAAGGCGACUACCAGUGCUUCUACAACAGUCCAAAAGAGAGGGGGAAUCCAGAUUCUGCCAGUCUGGUUGUGACAGACCACCCACCCCAGAACCUCACAGUGAAGGCCGGUGGUUUGCUCUCCAUACCGCUCUAUACCGCAGACCCAGUGAGGGUAACAUUCAGUGCAGGCCUUGGUUCAGAUGAGGUGCUGAUGCUCGAUGCAAAUAAAGGCCCAGCCAGGUAUGGGGAGCGUUGUGCUCAGAGAUGUGAGCUUCUGGCCCAGGACUACACCCUUUUCCUGAGGAGUGUGACACUGGAAGAUGCCGGAGUCUACAAGGUGACCGAUCCUGAGACCAACAAGACCAUCAGCUCUGUCUCUCUGGAAGUCUCAGCCCAGCUAGCAGCAUCUCCAGUCUACUCUGUCCACAUGUUUGUGAACAUCGGCCGUUCCCUCACUCUCCCCUGCCGUGGAGCCCCCAGCAGGGAUGUGGAGUGGCGCUUUCAGCAGUAUGGGUAUCCUGACUGGCUGGAUGUGGCUGACCUCUACACCGGAUCCUUUUCCUCUGGAGACGGCUUCCAGGGACGGGUGGAAUCCUUCUACUUAAAAGAGCCGGGAAACUACAGCCUUCUCCUCAGUCCUGUGGUGUACAGUGACCUCGGCAUUUACAAAUGCCAGUACAUAGAUGGGAUUGGGAUCAUACUUUCUGAUGUGAAACUAGAAAUUGGAGAACCAUCAAAUGUUUCCGUAGCGAUGGGAAUGUCCGCCAGUCUUCCUUGUUUUGGGAAAAUUAAUAUGCAAGCGCGUGCUGAUGAUCUGGAUAUCCUCUGGAAGAGAGGUGGAGAGAACGUUUACCAGCUCCUUAAGACCACCACCACAUAUGGGCCCAGGUUCGAGAACAGAGCUUCAGUUUCCCCAGAACAAGCCGUCUAUGGAAACAUGUCUUUCACCAUCAGACAGACACGGUUUUCAGAUGAAGGCGACUACCAGUGCUUCUACAACAGUCCGAAAGAGAGGGGGAAUCCAGAUUCUGCCAGUGUCGUUGUGACAGGCCACCCACCCCAGAACCUCACAGUGAAGGCCGGUGGUUUGCUCUCCAUACCGCUUUAUACCGCAGACCCAGUGAGGGUAACAUUCAGUGCAGGCCUUGGUUCAGAUGAGGUGCUGAUGCUCGAUGCAAAUAAAGGCCCAGCCAGGUAUGGGGAGCAUUGUGCUCAGAGAUGUGAGCUUCUGGCCCAGAACUACACCCUGUUGCUGAGGAGUGUGACACUGGAGGAUGCCGGAGUCUACAAGGUGACCAAUCCUGAGACCAACAAGACCAUCGGCUCAGUCUCUCUGGAAGUCUCAGGACGCUCUGCUGGAGCAGUGGCUGGGAUAGUGGUGGGAGUGAUGGUGUUGCUGCUGGUUCUGGCUGGCAGUGCUUUUGCAGUCUGGAAGUUCUUCAGAAACCUUCAAAAUUCAGUUCAUUUCCAUGCAGCCAGAGCAGAAGAUCACUAAGAUUCCAGCUGCAGAGCAGUAUGUGUUCUGUUUCCUGACAGCCCUGGACCCCCUCUCUCUGUGUCCUGUAGGGCAGUUGUAAGUUGUUUCUCUGCAGUCCUCUCUCUGAGGGCUCACAUUCUUUAUUUCUGCAUAAGCUCCCAAAUGAGUCUGUCUGUUACUUUCAACAUUCCAACACUAUCUUCCACUUCCCUUCAGGAUCGCCAGACCCCUCAUGCCAGAUACUCAUAAUUCUAAGAUCAAAGCUAUAGAUGACACUGGGGGGGAUCAACAACCUCCUUGCACGCAGAGGAGGCAUAGUAACGAAUGUUCAUUCGCUGUUAACCACGCUCGCGGUGUGAACCCCCAUGGUGUGAUAUCUUUGGGCUGUGCCAACUCAGUGCCUAGAUAACUGCUGCGUAUCCCUAUAGAGCACCACCGGCGACUAGCGGGCACCCUCAGUAUUUCAAGGCCACUUCAUUCACACCAGUGAAUGGAGGAAAGUCUAAUUGAAUAAUUUGCAAAUACAAUGACAAUAUCCAACAGGUCUGAAAAACUCAAAGUGAGUGCAGGCUAUUAGAAUAUUACAGUAUUAGAGUUCCCUGGCCUGCACAUCUUAAAAAUGAAAAAAUUUCUUCAUCUUCUUGUAACCUGAACCAAAAGUAAUCAUGUUUGGUAUGGGUAUAUUGUAAUACACACAAAGAAGGUCUGGGUACAAAGUAUAUCCACCUUUCUUGUAUUGCUAAAUAAUUAUCCAACUCGAUCAAAAUUGAAUAAAUAUUUAUCAAAGUUUUUGAAACCCGCCCCACAAUGGGAGAGGCGGACGUGAUAGGAAGAUGUGCCCUCCAAGCAGCCAAUGACAGCUCAGACCGCUCUAUCCCGACCAUGUUUUUAAGGCAAUGACCACCGAGGCCGCGUCUCUUCUUUUUAUCUUGUUCAAAUUUUUCCUUUUUUCCUCCGUACCCGAGCCGUGGCUCACGUUGAUUUUUAGGAAGCUACCCUAGCCUCGGUGUCCCCACCGAAUAACCCUGGAUCACUGUACCGUUGGACUUAAGAGUGUUCGCACCGCUUUGGAGCCGUGUGUGCUGACGGGCUCGUGUUGGGAGUCCGGUGUCGCCGAUCAAGCUGGCCUGUCUAAAGCUGCAUUUUCCAGCUUUGAGCGCGUGCUGCCUCAGCUGGGUCUCGGGGAUAAUUUUCUCCUCCACACUCCGACUCGUAAGUAACACCAUAAUUCAAAGUUUAACCUACUGUUAGCUAUUGGUAUGCUAGGAUAUGCAUACAUGCGUAUGGAGCCAGCAGUAGCAAGACAGUGGGUAGACGGUAAACCUAAUUGCAUGGUUAAAGAACUUUGUGUUAUGAGUCGAGUGUAACUGAUUGUUGUCUGUCUCAUACUAAUCAUAGGCUACGUGCCUAAAAUUAUUUUAGUAGUUAUUAGUACCAUAGUGAGUUUCUGUGUAGCGGUACCCAGCAGCCUUGUUGAGAGGGCGUUUCACUUAUGAACUAUAAUACUAAUACUGUAACGUGAUUCGUCACUGCAUUGUACAUUAUAUGUACGGAAUUGUACUGUGCUAUACUGUGCCAAUAUCCUAUCCCAUAUUACAACCAAACUGCUUAACUUCCAAUAACAAUUAUUAGUCAUUGAAGCUUAUAUUUUUGUAUAUGUGUGUUUAUGUUUCCUCUCUCAUGCUGAUGGAAUGAUCCACCAACAAAGUAAAAUAGAAACAUUUGAAUUCAUAAGUGCCAGUUCCCUCUAAAUAAUUUUAAGUGUUGAGGCUGAUAAAGGGUGAUCUCCAGUUAGUCUGGGUUCAGUAUUCAGAAUGCUGUGCCAUUAACAGGGUAGCUGAGGGUGACCCCCUAAUAAUUAAAUUUGAAAUAAUACAAUAAAUGAAUUUAAAUUUAAUAACUCAACUAAGUUCUAUCAACCUUAUGACAGUCCGAAUCGGAUCCUUCUCCCAUCGAACCCCAUCUCCCCGUAUAAACUCAUCUAAGUAUUAAUUGCUUUAAAAUUUUUUAAAGUAACCCAGACCCGAGCCGUUACCAACAAAUACAGACAGUAUCCAAAAAAGAGCAUUAAAAUUCUGGAUGCAUCUCAAUUCCAGCACUGCUUACCAACAAAUCGAAGUAAACCAAGUAAUGAAACAGAUCAAAAUCUCUUCUUUGGAAUAUUGGGAUAAUGUAACCAAAACACAAAACCAACUAGAUUGCUAUCGGACCCUAAAAAGAGACUACAAAUUUGCUGAGUAUCUCUUCUCUGUCAGAGAUACAAAGCCGAGGCAGAUCCUGACCAAGUACAGGCUGAGCGACCACACAC